Messenger RNA from Oikopleura dioica, 2328 nucleotides. NCBI's taxonomy places the organism in Eukaryota, Metazoa, Chordata, Appendicularia, Copelata, Oikopleuridae. The record is from the annotation of a GenBank genome assembly.
AUGGUCGGAAUCGAAAUACCCAUUGGAACCAUGACCCUUCGUGAUGAGCAGCCCGUCCAAGCCAUGUACGAUUUUAUCGAUAAAGUCACCGCUUCCGCCAUCACCUACCGGUCCAUCCCGAACUUAAACUCUGACGCUUUCCUGGACGCCUUUCUGAAUCAAAUCCCAAGACAAGAAACCGAGCAAUGCGUUCUACUUUGGAUCGCAAAAACCAUCAUCGUCGCCCAUAUGACCUUCCAUGAAACCAGAGACCGACUGAUCGCAUACCUCACGGAUGCUUUCCAAACCAAGUAUGGUCGACGUCAGAUCCCAUUUCGACCAAUAGCAUUGCCAAGAAACGAACUCCAAGACAAACUCCAAGCGAUCGAAAUCCGCGUUAAAGCGGUCGCUUCUACUAUCAUCCUCGCCAAACGCGUGGUCAAACCCGGCUUGCCAAAAAUGGAGCCAACUCCGGCUAGAAAAGGGACCAGACAACGAAUGCGAAAAAUCCAACAGAGCGAUUGGAAAUCCCUCGAAACAUCCCUCUUGCAGAAACGCGCCUUUAGAGACAUUUGUUCUAUCUGCCUCAACCGACAUGGGAAGCAUCCGAUUGCUAUGACCACCUGUGCGCAUGUUUUUCACCAAAGUUGCUUGAAAGCGACGAGGCAAUCGAAAACUUUUCACAAAUGUCCGCUUUGUCGUGAAGAAUAUAAAGAAAAAGUCACGAAACGCGGUCUCCGAGCGAGCCAGAACUACGCGGCAGCUCAAAUCCAAGCUUGUGUUCGAUCGUUUAUGACGAGGCGACGUCUGGUCAAGAAUUUUUCCUCCCGUCCGAACGUCAAAGCUCUCAAGUCCGAGUACGAGUCGUUUAUUCUACGGAAUUGGUCGAAAGAGGCCAUUUCUUCUACUUCGACGAUGAUUUCCGAAACGGACAAGCUACUUGAAGCGUCUGAAGAUGCACUCGCCGCCUCGAGGAGGAUCUUUUCGCAGAUCAAGCUAGCGCCAGAAAAGGAGAGCGAAGAAUUCCAAGCGGCGGCAGAACGCUGUGUUCAAGAUCGCUCCUGCUCAAAAAGAAUGGAAGCUCGGCGCUUGAAUCCUCGAAAUCGUUUGGAAGGGGAUCUUGUCAGCAAAGGCAUCGGCGGAAUCGCAAAGCAGAGAACUGCUUUGGGAAAUGUACAUGGGAACAGCAGACAGAUCAAAGACGAUGCUUCCAAGCCCCAUGUUAGAACCACCAGAGCACAGAUGCUCCGGUCGAAGAUGGUGGUCGACAAUCAACGAACGAAGCCAUCCCUCAAGUCGCAAAACCAGCCCAUCAAAAGAAAGGCUGAGGUGAAAAAGGCGAAAAUUGAGGUUCAAGAGAAGAUCGAAGAAACAAAGCCACAAGUCCAGGAUAUGUCUUUCGACUCACCGAUGGACGUGUCCAUGCAAAGUCUCACGUCGGAUGACAGCGUUGACGACAAAUUGCAAGCAGCAAUUAAAAAGGUAAAAGAACACGACCUUCUCGACGAUGCUAAUGGUGGUCCGUAUGUCGAUACGAUCUACAGCUACACGAAAUUCCUCGAACAUGCGUACCCUGUCAAGCCCCGCUUCCUCACUGGACAGAAAGAAAUCAGCCACAAAAUGCGAACGAUCCUUGUCGACUGGAUCGUCCAAGUCCACCAGCGAUUCAAGCUUCAAAAUGAGACCCUUCACUUAACUGUUGCCAUUAUGGAUCGUUACUUGUCAAAGGUUCACGAUUUGCCCAGAAAAGAAAUGCAGUUGAUCGGUCUCACUGCCAUGCUUUUAGCGUCAAAAUACGAAGAAAUCUACAUGCCCGAUCUUGGAGACUUUGAAUUUAUCUGCGAUAAUGCGUACACCAAAGACGAUUUCAAAGCUACGGAAAUUGAAAUGCUCGACGUUCUCCAGUGCAAUCUCGCCUUUGGCCUCUCAAUUGAGCAUCUUAGAAGAUAUUCGACGGUCCUUACGGAUGAGAUUGAUGGAAUUCAUCACUCUCUCGGAAAGUAUUUUACCGAGCUUUCUUUGAUGGACUACGACUUGUGCACAUUCAAGCCCUCGAUCAUUGGCGCUGGAUCGAUGAAACUCGCUCUGGAAAUUCAUGGGAACAAAGAGUGGGAUUGCAGGCUCGUUCACUUCAGUGGCUACAAGGCAGAGGACCUUGAAUUUUUCAUAAACAUGCUCUGCAAAACGAUCUACAUGGUUCACUUCACAAAGUCAAAGUACCAAGCCAGCAGGAAGAAAUACUCCAGCGAAAAGCUCUACGCCGCGGCAACAUAUCACAAGUUCGAGGAAAUGAAAGAAGAAAUCUACCGACGCGCAAAACUAGCGAAGGAGCAAAUGGACAAGCGCUGA